Molecule: messenger RNA, 9207 nt
Organism: Pelobates fuscus (common spadefoot toad)
Lineage: Eukaryota; Metazoa; Chordata; Amphibia; Anura; Pelobatidae
Gene: CACNA1C
Product: calcium voltage-gated channel subunit alpha1 C
Exons: 49
Coding region: 157-6696 (2179 amino acids)
Biological process (GO): calcium ion import across plasma membrane
Cellular component (GO): membrane; voltage-gated calcium channel complex
Molecular function (GO): high voltage-gated calcium channel activity
Source: RefSeq, a predicted model, not a curated record
GUUAGAAACCGCUCGUUAGAAAACUCAAAGCUUAACAUGGGGUUGAUCUAGUAGUUUGCUCAUUUGUGUACCUCCAUUUCGCUUCAUAAGGCAAUAUAACUGGGUUUCGCUUUCUUCCCUUGCUAAGCUCUGCUACUUUCAACUUCAACCAGAAAGAUGUUCCACAACAUUAUUCGGAAUGCGACUGGAACCUACCGGCCAAUGCCCAAGAACAUGUCUCAAAGACCCAGCCUGAACUACAAGGGCAACAUGAUACUGGAGACAGAACUUGGCUAUGUGCAUAUCCCACCAGGUGGCUCUAAUUACACAAACCCCCUCCCUGCACUGGGCACAAUGAACUCUACCCCUGGCCUGGCAACGGAGCACAUUCCUACCCCUGGGGCUGCCCUCUCCUGGCAGGCUGCCAUUGAUGCUGCCCGCCAAGCCAAGCUAAUGGGUAGUGCAGCCAAUGCCACCAUAUCUACAGUCAGCUCCACGCAAAGGAAGAGGCAGCAGUACAGCAAACAGAAGAAGCAGGGGGCUAACACAGCUACAAGACCGCCACGGGCACUGUUGUGUCUGACCCUGAAAAACCCCAUCCGCAGGGCUUGUAUCAGCAUUGUUGAGUGGAAACCUUUUGAAAUCAUUAUUUUGUUGACUAUUUUUGCCAACUGUGUGGCCUUAGCUGUGUACAUACCAUUUCCGGAGGAUGACUCUAAUGCUACCAACUCCAAUUUGGAACGGGUAGAAUAUCUCUUCCUAAUCAUUUUCACAGUGGAAGCCUUCCUCAAAGUCAUUGCAUACGGGCUUCUCUUUCAUCCUAACGCAUACCUCCGAAACGGCUGGAACCUGCUAGACUUUAUCAUCGUGGUUGUAGGGCUUUUCAGCGCCAUAUUAGAGCAGGCAACCAAGGCAGAUGGAGGCAGUGCCCUUGGAGGUAAAGGUGCUGGGUUUGAUGUGAAGGCACUGAGGGCAUUCCGAGUCCUAAGACCCCUGAGACUGGUAUCUGGAGUUCCAAGUCUCCAGGUGGUGCUAAAUUCUAUUAUUAAGGCAAUGGUUCCUCUCCUGCACAUCGCUUUGCUGGUGCUGUUUGUCAUUAUCAUCUACGCUAUUAUUGGGCUGGAACUCUUUAUGGGGAAGAUGCACAAAACCUGUUACUACCUGACAAAUGGAUAUCCAGAUAUUCCUGCAGAGGAUGAACCUUCGCCCUGCGCUUUAGAGAGCAAUAACGGGCGCCAUUGUCCCAAUGAAACUCUAUGCAGAUCGGGUUGGGAUGGUCCAAAACACGGCAUCACUAACUUUGAUAAUUUCGCGUUUGCUAUGCUCACUGUCUUCCAGUGCAUUACCAUGGAGGGCUGGACAGACGUGCUGUACUGGAUGCAGGAUGCAAUGGGAUAUGAGUUACCCUGUGUGUAUUUCGUCAGUCUUGUCAUCUUUGGAUCUUUUUUCGUUUUGAACUUGGUUCUUGGUGUCCUCAGUGGAGAGUUUUCCAAAGAGAGAGAAAAGGCCAAGGCCCGGGGUGACUUUCAGAAACUGAGAGAGAAGCAACAGUUAGAGGAAGACCUAAAGGGUUAUCUGGACUGGAUCACUCAGGCCGAAGACAUAGACCCUGAAAAUGAGGAUGAAGAUAUUGAUGAGGAUAAACCUCGCAACAUGAGUAUGCCAACCAGCGAGACAGAAUCUGUAAAUACUGACAAUGUGGGAAAUGGGGAUGUUGAUGAGGAGAGCUGCGGAGUGCGUCUUGCGCACAGGAUUUCCAAGUCUAAAUUUAGUCGUUACUGGCGAAGGUGGAACCGGUUUUGCCGUAGGAAGUGUAGAGCGGCAGUAAAAUCAAAUGUCUUUUACUGGUUGGUCAUAUUUCUUGUAUUUCUGAACACACUGACCAUCGCUUCAGAGCAUUACAACCAGCCUGACUGGCUCACCGAGGUGCAAGACACAGCAAAUAAAGUCCUUUUGGCACUUUUCACUGCUGAGAUGCUUCUAAAGAUGUAUAGUCUCGGACUCCAGGCAUACUUUGUUUCACUGUUUAAUCGAUUCGACUGCUUCAUUGUCUGCGGUGGAAUCCUCGAGACUAUUUUAGUGGAAACCAAGAUAAUGUCACCUCUAGGAAUCUCUGUGCUGCGCUGUGUGCGCCUCCUCAGGAUCUUCAAGAUCACAAGAUACUGGAACUCCCUGAGUAAUCUUGUGGCCUCACUGUUAAAUUCUGUGCGAUCCAUUGCAUCGCUGCUUCUCCUCCUCUUCCUAUUCAUUAUUAUCUUCUCACUACUGGGGAUGCAACUCUUCGGAGGCAAGUUUAACUUUGACGAGAUGCCGACACGUCGGAGCACGUUUGAUAACUUCCCGCAGGCUCUGCUCACAGUCUUUCAGAUCCUUACUGGUGAGGAUUGGAAUUCUGUCAUGUAUGAUGGGAUUAUGGCAUAUGGGGGUCCUUCCUUCCCUGGGAUGCUGGUCUGCAUUUACUUCAUCAUCCUUUUCAUUUGUGGCAACUAUAUCCUACUGAAUGUCUUCUUGGCCAUUGCUGUGGAUAACUUGGCCGAUGCUGAGAGCUUAACUUCUGCUCAAAAAGAGGAGGAAGAAGAGAAGGAGAGGAAAAAACUGGCGAGAACGGCCAGCCCUGAGAAAAAGCAGGAAAAUGAGAUUUUAGGAAAGUCACCUGUGCCACCACAAGAGGAGAACAAAGAGAAGAUAGAACUGAAGGCCAUCACUGCAGAUGGAGAAUCUCCACCUGCUACCAAGAUCAGUGUGGAUGAUUAUUCUUCUAAUGAAAAUGAUGAGAAGACACCAUACCCCAGCCCAAAUGAAACACCAGUUGCAUUAGAGAUAUCAAACACAGGCUGCGGGGGUCAUGAUCCUGGUGAAGAAGAAGAGGAGGAACCUGAGAUGCCUGUUGGCCCACGUCCACGGCCCCUUUCUGAGUUGCACAUCAAGGAGAAAGCUGUCCCAAUGCCUGAAGCCACGGCCUUUUUUAUAUUUAGAUCUGAUAACAGGUUCCGUCUCCACUGCCACAGAAUUGUCAACAACAAUAUCUUUACAAAUCUCAUCCUGUUUUUCAUCCUUUUGAGCAGCAUCUCUUUGGCAGCGGAGGAUCCUGUGCGUCAUGUCUCCUUCAGAAAUCAAGUUCUGUUUUAUUUCGAUAUUGUUUUCACCGCCAUUUUCACCAUAGAAAUAGUUCUGAAGAUGACAGCCUAUGGAGCUUUUUUGCACAAGGGCUCCUUCUGCAGAAACUACUUCAACAUCCUGGAUCUGCUGGUUGUCAGUGUCUCUCUCAUCUCCUUUGGAAUACAGUCCAGUGCAAUCAAUGUGGUGAAGAUAUUGCGAGUUCUUCGGGUGUUAAGGCCACUCAGAGCUAUAAACCGAGCGAAAGGUCUUAAGCAUGUAGUACAGUGCGUCUUUGUGGCUAUCCGCACCAUUGGUAAUAUCGUCAUUGUCACCACUCUACUGCAGUUUAUGUUUGCUUGUAUCGGGGUACAACUUUUCAAGGGUAAGUUGUACAGCUGUAGUGACACCUCCAAGAGCACCGCAGCGGAGUGCAAAGGGAAGUAUAUCAACUAUAAAGAUGGUGAUGUGUCGCAGCCAAUGGUACAGGACCGCAAGUGGGAGAACAGCAAGUUCGACUUUGACAAUGUCCUAGCAGCAAUGAUGGCUCUCUUUACUGUCUCCACCUUCGAGGGGUGGCCGGAGCUGCUUUAUCGGGCUAUCGACUCACACACAGAGGACAUAGGUCCUGUUUACAAUCACCGUGUGGAGAUAUCUAUCUUCUUCAUCAUCUACAUCAUCAUCAUCGCCUUUUUCAUGAUGAACAUCUUCGUCGGUUUUGUGAUUGUCACCUUCCAGGAGCAGGGAGAACAAGAGUACAAGAACUGUGAAUUGGACAAGAACCAGCGUCAAUGUGUGGAGUAUGCUCUGAAGGCUCGUCCCCUCCGGAGAUAUAUACCCAAAAACCAAUACCAGUACAAAGUCUGGUAUGUGGUCAACUCUACCUACUUUGAGUAUCUCAUGUUUGUCCUCAUCCUGCUCAAUACCAUCUGUCUGGCCAUACAGCACUAUGGACAAAGCUGUUCUUUCAAAGAAGCUAUGAACAUUCUCAACAUGCUCUUCACAGGACUAUUCACCGUAGAAAUGAUCCUGAAACUUAUUGCCUUCAAACCAAAGCACUAUUUCUGUGAUGCAUGGAACACUUUUGAUGCACUGAUAGUAGUGGGUAGCAUUGUUGAUAUAGCAAUCACCGAACUAAACCCAGGUGAACAUGCCCAAUGCUCCUCCUCCAUGAAUGUGGAGGAGAACUCCCGAAUCUCCAUCACCUUCUUCAGGCUCUUCCGUGUUAUGCGUCUGGUGAAGCUUCUCAGCCGAGGAGAGGGGAUCCGAACUCUGCUCUGGACAUUCAUCAAGUCAUUCCAGGCACUCCCAUAUGUAGCGCUUCUUAUUGUCAUGCUGUUCUUUAUCUACGCAGUCAUCGGCAUGCAGGUUUUUGGGAAAAUUGCUCUAAAUGACACUACAGAAAUUAACAGGAACAAUAAUUUUCAGACUUUCCCUCAAGCUGUCCUGCUGCUGUUCAGAUGCGCAACUGGUGAAGCCUGGCAAGAGAUUAUGCUCGCCUGUCUCCCACAUAAGAAGUGUGAUCCGGAGUCUGAGACUCAUCAACCCAAUGAGGGCGAGUUUCCUUGUGGUAGCAGUUUUGCCGUCUUCUAUUUUAUCAGCUUCUACAUGCUCUGUGCAUUUCUGAUCAUUAAUCUGUUUGUCGCGGUCAUUAUGGAUAACUUUGACUAUCUGACGCGGGAUUGGUCCAUAUUGGGCCCUCAUCAUUUGGAUGAAUUCAAACGGAUUUGGGCAGAGUACGAUCCAGAAGCAAAAGGCCGUAUCAAACAUUUGGAUGUAGUGACUCUGCUGAGACGGAUUCAGCCACCAUUGGGGUUUGGAAAGUUGUGUCCACAUCGCGUGGCAUGUAAGCGUCUGGUUGCCAUGAACAUGCCGCUAAAUAGUGAUGGAACAGUUAUGUUCAAUGCCACGCUCUUUGCUCUGGUUAGGACAUCGUUGUGCAUAAAAACAGAAGGUAAUCUGGAACAGGCCAAUGAGGAACUGAGAGCAAUCAUCAAAAAGAUCUGGAAGAGAACAAGCAUGAAGUUGUUGGACCAAGUUGUACCACCUGCUGGGGAUGAUGAGGUAACUGUUGGAAAGUUUUAUGCAACCUUCCUGAUCCAGGAGUAUUUCCGAAAAUUCAAGAAGCGAAAAGAGCAGGGACUUGUGGUGAAGCCAUCACAACGCAAUGCACUGUCGCUGCAGGCUGGACUGCGCACGUUACAUGAUAUAGGGCCUGAGAUUCGCAGGGCCAUCUCCGGGGACCUAACAGCUGAAGAGGAGCUGGACAAAGCCAUGAAGGAGGCAGUGUCUGCUGCAUCUGAAGAUGACAUUUUUAGGAGAGCUGGAGGGCUGUUUGGGAAUCAUGUUGGUUAUUACCAGAGUGAAGUUCGGAGUGCAUUUCCUCAAACCUUUACCACCCAGCGGCCUCUGCACAUCAACAAGACAUCUACUGGGCCAGGAGAUCUGGAUUCCCCUUCUCACGAAAAACUCGUGGACUCUACCUUUACUCCUAGCAGCUACUCUUCGUCUGGCUCUAAUGCCAACAUUAAUAAUGCCAAUAAUACAGCUCUAGUACGUCUUCCCAGCCUCCCCUGUUACCAGAGCACUGUCAGCACCGUAGAGGGGCAAAGUCGUCCAGUACGGUCCCAUGGAUCUUGGAAACUUGGCUCCAAGAGGAUGUGUCAUUGUGAAGUUUGGGGACGUUCUGUGUCAAGGGACAGCCGAUUACCCAUCAUAUGCCGGGAGGAAGUAUCACAAGAGGAGAUGUAUGAUGCCAGUGAGGAUAUGGAAUACAGCAGUGAACCUAGCCUCCUGUGCACAGACAUGUUCUCGGAGCAAGAUGAGGAGAGCCGGCAGCUGACCCCAUCAGAGGGAGAAGUGGAAAAGGGGCUCUGUCCGUCUCCCAAGAGAAGCUUCCUGCGCUCAGCCUCAUUAGGCAGAAGAGCAUCAUUCCACUUGGAAUGCCUGAGACGAUACCGGAAUCAGGGGCCAGACACAUCUCCCAAAGCAGUUUUGCCACAGCUUCAUCUAGUUCACCAUCAGGCAUUAGCAGUGGCUGGCCUCAGCCCUCUACUACGAAGGAGUCAUUCCCCUACAGCCUUCUCACGUCUAUGUUCCACACCGCCCACAACACCCUGCUCUCGAGGCUGGGCACAGCAAAAUGUGCCAGAAUUGAGGCUGCAUGGAGAAACUGGGUCCAGACCAAACCUCAAUAGCAGCUUCCCCUCAGUCCACUGCAGCGAUUGCAGCAUAGAGCAAGGAUGUUCGGCCUCCCUUACAGUACCCUGCCUCCCUAGGGAUCAGACCCGCCAGCACCAUGGCAGUGCCAGCAGUUUAGUGGAAGCGGUGCUGAUCUCUGAAGGACUGGCGCAGUUUGCUCAGGAUCCCCGCUUCCUGCAGGUGGCAACGCAUGAGUUGGCAGAUGCCUGUGACAUGACGAUAGAAGAAAUGGAGUCAGCAGCUGACAGCUUUUUGAAUGGAAAGCCUAGUCCAAAUGGGAAGCUGUCACCAUUUUCCAAACGCAGGGACCUAGGGCUGGACUGCGAGGGGGGUGGGUCAGAGGAGCCAGGACUCUCACCGAGCUGCCAGAACAGCGAAGGAGAGCAAGAGGACUGCCGAGUAUAUGUGAGCAGCCUGUAGCCUCCAAUCAGAUGGACACAGAACCAUAGAGAUGCCGAGCUGUCGGAGGGUGGAUGUUUUUAGGGAGUUUUUGGGCUCCUUUCUUAGUUUGUUUUUUUGUUUUUUAUUUUGGUGUUCCUAAUGAGUUUGUUUCAGAAGUGCCUCACUGUUCUCGUGACCCUGGAGUGACCAGAACAGCGUUCCUCAUCAGUUUUAGUUGGGGCGGGAGGGGGGGCAACAUCCAGAGCUGACAUUCGGUAUUUCAGGAGGACCACCAGCUGUAAUCCCAGAGUUUCCUGGCUCCUUACAAAAUAUCCUUGUGGUAAAGCUAUGCUUGAUAAUGGAUCUUCAGAAGGAACCAUCAGAAGAACUGCCAAAUUCAGCAUUUUUUUGUUUUGAUUUUUACUUUACAAAAUUAGAACUAAGUUGGCUGUUGCUCGUUAGGGGUCCUAUUACAAAACCAUUUGAAGUGGGAACAGAGUUAUGUGUUGUGCAAUCACAGCUUAGAGAGUUUGAUAUACUAGCCAAUAGGCCAAGCCCACCCAACCAAUAAGUUCUGAGAGGAGCUGCAUAACCGACCAAUCACAACAGAGCAGUAAUUCUUCCACUUCUAACUUCUAUUUUCAGAUUGUGAGGUUUGUUUGUUUUUUUAACUGGGCACAGAGGGGCUCAAAAGACAAUACAUUUCACAUUUAUGUUGAAACAGCCAACACAGAAAUAGCUGCUUAUGGGGAAACAUUUACAUAUUUAUGUUUUUCAUUAAAAGGAAAUAUCGAUAAAACAAUGAUUUCCCCCUUUAAAAGAAGUAUAUUUUGUAAACUCUCCAUGUAUGUACACAUUUCUAUACUCCAGCAGAAUGUAAUAUAUUGAAAGAUAAUUUUUUUUGGAGAUGGAGGCAAUCAUUUUUGCAACACACUCCCUAUUGAAUUUUACAGUCUGUUUCCUGCUCAGGAAAUAAAUAUGUGUAAUUAUGUUAUUUAGCAUAAUUUAUUACUAGGCAUGCAUUGCUUAGCCAAUUUAAUUGUUCUAGUCUUUGCAAAAGAUUUAAUAAUAAGAGAAAAUUGGCUUCCAGUUCGUCCUUUUAAGAACAAGUGCAAAUAUAAUGUCAUCCUGCAGUCUGCAGAAAAAUCGUAAAAAGUAAUUUAAUAUAUGAGUUCCUGAUAAUAAAGUUCCCAUAUAUUUUGUGAAAGUGCCAAAGGAGUACUAUUUGGUUUGGUGAAAACAUCUGUAUAGUAUUUUGAAAACCAAUAAGUAGAAACGCACUAUAUAAAAUAAAUAAUUAUUAAAUGACUCCUCCAUUUAAGCGAAAAACUUUAAAUUGGCUUCAGUUUAACUUUUAAGCACACAGACGUGAUGUUUGAAAUGAUCCAAAUCGAUGACAUAACAAGCAAUGUUGUAGAUUUUUCUGUGAUUCUAAUAUAUACUGUCUUCCGCAACUCCCAUAGUCUCCCUCUGAGUUAUGUUAAGACAUUUUUUUUUUUGAUUCAACAAAAUCCAAAGUGCAAUCGGGAUAUGGAAUUUGAAAUCUUUGAUACUUCAUCUGCUAUUAACAAUGGGUAUGAAAAUGGUCAGGUAGUUUAGAGAUCUCAUGAGAUUCACGAUGCUGAAUAUCUGCAGGAUUUUUCAGUUCAUAGCUACUGGAAUGUCAGAGUGCAGGUGAUGAGAUUGUAUAUAUAUUUUCUCUUUGACAAUUAUAAUUUAUAAUUUAGAUGUCAGAUGUCACUGUUGCAUUGAUUCUGUGGGCAUGAGUCAUUUAAAAGGGGAACUAUUGAAUUUCGGUUACUCUAUGAAAAUUAAUACUUGCCAACAUACUAUAUCAUUGAGUUUAAAGUGAUAAAGUGAUCAUUAUUGUGUAAUUCUUAAUAAAUCAGUUUAUCACCAGCUACCUUUAAUAAUUACUUAAAUCCCAAUGGUAGUAGGUGAAAUUUACUUUGUCAACCGUAAUUAUUACUUUAUUUAGGUUUGCAUUUUAUUAAUAAUCAACUGUUAAAUCUGACAAAUUUAAUCCAUAGAUUUUGCACUGCAGAUGGAAUAAUUUCCCCUGCCAUUAUAUUAUUUGAAGAAUUAGGCCACAAGCUUUUUUUCUUGCAAUUCUGCAUGUAGCCUCAGGGUGGCAUUUGGUACAAGGGGAAGCCAGGCCUAAACAGCCUGCAUAAACCGAACACAUUUUUCCUACAUUCGUGGGCAUUCUAUGCAGACCAUUUCAUAAAUUUCUAUAUUUGUCACCAUAUUCAGAUGUGUCCCCCUACUGUGCUGAAAAUUGCUAACUUGCCCUGGCUUUAGAAUGUUUACAUACUCAUUUAAACACAAUCUUAUUAUUAUUUUUACAACCAUACAAGCAUUUGUUGACCAAUUACUCAUUCUUGUAGUAUUUCCAGCUAUGUACAUAUUCUAAUUAAAUAUAGACUUGUCAUAUUAACCAAUAAUAAUUUUACAAUGCCACAAUAAUUUUGAUUUGAUACAUGUGGCUAUUCAAUUAUAGUAUUCACUGUGGUUUAAAAAGAAAAGCGAAACAAUUUUUCUCAGAGGAAU